AUGGAGGGACACUUUUUGUGGCAGUUAGAUCACCAAGGAGACUCCAUUUUUGCAAGGAACCUGGUGGAAAGAGUGCCAAUAACAGAUCUGGCUUUCGUUGACCACCUUGGCUAUACAGCACUUCAUUGUGCUGUAAUUGCAGGCAAUAUUGAGGCAGCCAAGUUGCUAGUGAACAGGAACCCCAAUCUCCCUAAUAUUUGGAGCAAUCAGAUGUGGCUACCCCUCCAUCUUGCUGCUGCUGUUCCCGGCAAUCGGGAGAUGUUUCUUUAUUUACUCAAAGUUACCAAAGCAGACAUUGAGCCCAAGCCAUUUGAGGAUGACUCCGGGGUUCGACUGCUCUCUGGCCUAAUAACUAAUGAGUUUUAUGGUGAGUAUUUUUUCCACCCAGAAAACUUAAUUUCAAAUCAAACUAGCUUUCGGUAA
Molecule: messenger RNA, 423 nt
Organism: Ilex paraguariensis (yerba mate)
Lineage: Eukaryota; Viridiplantae; Streptophyta; Magnoliopsida; Aquifoliales; Aquifoliaceae
Source: the annotation of a GenBank genome assembly